Bolinopsis microptera is the source of this 5359-nucleotide messenger RNA. RefSeq names its product 77 kDa echinoderm microtubule-associated protein-like. Bases 25 to 4854 code for a protein of 1609 amino acids. Gene Ontology annotation, molecular function: microtubule binding. The record is from RefSeq and is a predicted model, not a curated record. The transcript is spliced from 35 exons. Gene Ontology annotation, cellular component: mitotic spindle. NCBI's taxonomy places the organism in Eukaryota, Metazoa, Ctenophora, Tentaculata, Lobata, Bolinopsidae. Gene Ontology annotation, biological process: microtubule cytoskeleton organization.
AGGAUUAUUUGACAAUUCUCAAUUAUGGAAGAUCCAGUCAUAAAUGAUGUUCAUCAUGACUUUGAUGCAGGGAAAAUUGAUGCUCCUACUCCAGGAAAAGCAAGUCCCUCAGGUAAAAUUACUGCUGAGAAAGUUAUUUCUCCAGAAGAAAUUGCAACUCCUGUAUUUGGUUCAGAUGCCAUACCUCUUUUGAAGCCUUCUUAUUCUGAAACUCUAAUAGGGCCAGGAAAGAAACUUGCUACUCCUGGAAAAGCUAGUCCACCAGAGAAAAUUGCUAUUCCUACUACUUCUGAAAAAGCCAUGCCUCCUAAGGAAAUUGCAGCACCCGUAUUUGGUCCAAAUGACAAACCUCUUUUCAAGCUUUUUGAAACUGAAACUCUAACAGGACCAGAAAGGAAAAUUGCUGCUCCUAGAAUAGCUAGUCCCCUCGAGGAAAUUUGGAGUCCUGUAUUUGGUCCAGAUCCUAAAGCUCUUUUAAAGCCUUUUAAAACAGAAAGUGUUAAAGGACCAGAAAAGAAAAUUGCUGCUAUUGAAAAAACGAGUUCUCCAGAGAAAAUGUCUGCCUCUGAAAAAGCUAGUCCUACAAAGGAAAUUGUAGCACCAGAUGCCAAACCUCUUUCGAAGCCUUCUGAAACUGUAAAAGGGCCAGAAAAGAAAAUUGCUGCUCCUGAAAAAGCUAGUCCUAUAAAGGAAAGUGUAGCCCCAGAUGCCAAACCUCUUUCGAAGCCUUUACAACCUGAGGCACUAAAAGGGCCAGAAAAGAAAAUUGCUGCUAUUGAAAAAACGAGUUCUCCAGAGAAAAUGUCUGCCCCUGAAAAAGCUAGUCCUACAAAGGAAAUUGUAGCACCAGAUGCCAAACCUCUUUCGAAGCCUUCUGAAACUGUAAAAGGGCCAGAAAAUAAAAUUGCUGCUCCUGAAAAAGCUAGUCCUACAAAGGAAAGUGUAGCCCCAGAUGCCAAACCUCUUUCGAAGCCUUUACAACCUGAAACACUAAAAGGGCCAGAAAAGAAAAUUGCUGCUAUUGAAAAAACGAGUUCUCCAGAGAAAAUUGCUGCCAUCGAAAAAGCGAGUCCUACAAAGGAAAGUGUAGCCCCAGAUGCCAAACCUCUUUCGAAGCCUUCUGAAAAUGUAAAAGGGCCAGAAAAUAAAAUUGCUGCUCCUGAAAAAGCUAGUCCUAUAAAGGAAAGUGUAGCCCCAGAUGCCAAACCUCUUUCGAAGCCUUUACAACCUGAAACACUAAAAGGGCCAGAAAAGAAAAUUGCUGCUAUUGAAAAAACGAGUUCUCCAGAGAAAAUUGCUGCCAUCGAAAAAGCGAUUCUUACAAAGGAAAGUGUAGCCCCAGAUGCCAAACCUCUUUCGAAGCCUUCUGAAAAUGUAAAAGGGCCAGAAAAUAAAAUUGCUGCUCCUGAAAAAGCUAGUCCUAUAAAAGAAAGUGUAGCCCCAGAUGCCAAACCUCUUUCGAAGCCUUUACAACCUGAAACACUAAAAGGGCCAGAAAAGAAAAUUGCUGCUAUUGAAAAAACGAGUUCUCCAGAAAAAAUUGCUGCCAUCGAAAAAGCGAGUCCUACAAAGGAAAGUGUAGCCCCAGAUGCCAAACCUCUUUCGAAGCCUUCUGAAAAUGUAAAAGGGCCAGAAAAUAAAAUUGCUGCUCCUGAAAAAGCUAGUCCUAUAAAGGAAAGUGUAGCCCCAUAUGCCAAACCUCUUUCGAAGCCUUUAAAACCUGAGGCACUAAAAGGGCCAGAAAAUUUGCCCAAAGUUGAGGACGCUCCCGACAGUCAAGAGGGUGCAGCAUCAACAAGUAGUUCUGAUGAACCUAAUGAUCUCUCACCUAAUGACCACGUUCCAGAUAGUCCUGGUGAUGAUAAACACGAAGAACUUGAACCAGACAUCGCAUGUAAUGACCAAGCGGCUGACAGCCCUGAUGACCAUGGUCCAGACAGCCCUGUUGAUGAUGCACCAGACAGUCCUGUUGAGACUAACGAUGUUGAUGUCCAUCUUGAACGAGAAAGCACCAUGUCCGAGGAAGAUGCUGCUGAUGCCAUGGAUAGGCAAGUAUCUGAUCCCGUGUAUAUGCAAGAUGAUGACCUCGAACCUGAGCAGGCAGAACAUGAAGCUGAAGAUAAAAACGCUGUGCCUCAAGAGGAAGAUAACGUAAAUGAUAAAGUGCAAACUCAGCUUAGCUUUGAGAGCUCCAACCAAGAUGAAACUGACCCUGAAGAGGCAGAUAGUCCCAUGGAGGCCAACUCCUUCGACCAGAUUGGUUCUGAGGAAUCCAAGGAACCUGCUCCUGAAAUAGUAAGUCCUCCUGAGGAUAUCGCAGCUCCUGAAAACGCUGGUCCUCCCAAAGAAAUUGCCGCUCCGGUAGUUGUUUCAGGUGCCGAACCUCUUUCUAAGCCUAUUGAAACUCAGACUGUGAAGGGGCCAGAAAAGUCUGAAAAGAUAAAGGAGUUGGAAGACAAGAUCUCUCAACUUGAAUGUUCGUUGAAGAGUAAAGACGACACAAUCACAAGCCUUCAAUCGGAAGUUCAAAGACUAAACACAGAAAUUAAGAGCCGAUCUGGGUCGGUUGGAUCCAGUAUUUCAUGCUCUGAGCCGAACUCCAAGCCAAACUCAGUUCCCUCAAAGAAGCCCGCAAGUGCUAUUUCUGAUCCCAAGUCCAAAUCGGUUGGAGCUAAGAAGACCAGACCUGCAUCCGCUGCUAGAGCCGUCGCUAAACCUUCCCCUGUGUCCAAUGGUGUUGCUAAGAAACCAGCCGGAAGUCCCACCAAGAAACCCGGAAGUGCUACUACCCGUGCCAGACCAGUCAGUGCUGCCCCGAAAGCAGCACCCGGUGGCAAAUCAUCGGUCGGCAAAAAAUUUUCCCCCCGUAGGGCCGGAAAAGGAGGAAACAGAGUAGAGAUGACGAAGGGACUCGAUGGAGCAAACGGACGGAAAAAUCUAAGCUGGGUCGACUUGGGUACCAUGGGGGAAAAGGAGCACGCAGUGAAGUUAAUGCUCCGAGGACGUGGGAUUGUCUGCUAUCCCCCAACUGAUUUCUCCCUGGACGGAAUCAGCUCGGAGAAGCCGGAUGAGACUCUGAAGAUUAACUGGGUUUAUGGUUACCGGGGCCGAGACAGUCAGGAUAAUAUCUACUCCCUGCCUAGCAACGAGUUGCUCUACUACCAAGCAGCUGUAGGAGUAAUCUACAACCCGGCUACCAAGACCCAGCGCUUCUACCAGGGCCACAACGAUGAUAUCAAGAGUAUCGCCCUGAACCCAGCUAACCCCAGUAUUGUAGCUACGGGGCAAGCAGCUGGACACGACGAGAAGGAGGGCGAUCCCCACGUCAGAGUGUGGAACUGCGAAACAUUCGAGACACUCGCUGUACUGGGACUCGGAAACUUACAGAGAGGAGUUGGCUCCGUGUCCUUCAGCCCCGACGGCAGUAAAGUGCUGGCUGUAGACGAAGGUAACGACCAUACCAUCUUUAUCUACGACAUCAAGAAAAAAGUUUCUGUCGCCAGCCAGAAGGGACACCAAGAUCCAGUGCUGGGAGCGGAGUACAUACCAGGCCAGAACAACAAGUUUAUCACGUACGGUAAAGGACACAUAAUCUUCUGGGAACAAGAUGGCAAUAAACUCGUCAAGAAAUCUGGGCUUUUUGAGAAACACCCCAAACCGCGUUUUAUCACCGCUCUGGCAUUCACUGCCGCAGGAGAGCCAAUAACAGGAGAUAGUAACGGAAAUCUCUUCCUCUGGAAUCCUAAUGAGAGGAAGAUAAGCAAGCAGAAAGUCGGUGCUCAUGAGGGAUCUGUUUACUCUGUCGCAGUGAAAGGGGACGAAAUCUACACCGGUGGUCAGGACUGCAAAGUCAAGAAAUUCAGCUGUAGCGACCUUGCGGAGGUAGAUUCUUGGCAGCUGGACUCCGCUACCCAUGGGCGAGUGAGAGCCAUUGCGUUUGUUGGCGAAGAUCUGGCUGUCGGCACCUACAAUAACGGCAUGUUGUACGGAAAGUUCGGCGAUGCUCCUGAGCAGAUCAUUUAUGGUCAUGGAGCAGGAGACUUGUGGGGAGGAGCGAACCACCCACUGGAGAACUCAUUCGCUACAGUAGGUCAGGACAAGGUCGUGUACAUCUGGGAUGCAGAAAGCCACACUCCCAAACAAGUGUUCAAAGUUGAGAAACCUGCCCAAGCUUGCUGCUUCUCUCCUGAUGGAAGUGUGUUAGCUGUUGCCAGUACAACAGGGGAAUGGUGGGUUUUGGACAGCAAGAACGGCCUCGUUCUCUCCUCCUACAAAUCCGGACCGGAACAGAUUGAUGCUAUGAGCUAUAGUCCAGAUGGGAAGAGCAUAGCAGUUGGGUCACACGACAACUACGUGUACCUGUUUGAGUGCGGCGACAUAAGGGCGGAGUACAAGGCCAUCGGAAAGUGUGCCGGACACUCCUCCUUCAUCACUCAUCUUGACUUUUCUGAUGACGGAAAGGUACUGCAGACAACGUCCGGUGAUUACGAGCACCUGUUUUGGGAUGCUACAAGUGGGGACCAAAUCACCAGCACGAAGGACAUGAGAGACGUGAACAUGUCCAGCUACACUUGUACUCUCGGCUUCCCCGUCUGUGGAAUUUGGCCGGUUGGAUACGAUGGUACGGAUAUCAAUGCUUUGUGUAGAUCCCACAACGACAAGCUGGUUGUUACUGCUGACGAUUUCGGUCUCGUCAACCUCUUUAGAUUCCCCUGCUGCAACCCCACGGCUGAGUGGUCGAGUUUCCGUGGUCACAGUGCUCACGUGACUAAAGUUCGUUUCCUCCUCGGAGACAAGGAGAUAUUCUCACUCGGAGGUCGAGACCAGUCCAUCAUUCAGUGGGGAGUGUGCUGAGACAUUUAACCGAGCCCCCACCGUUACUCCCGGAACUUAUUAUAAGUGUUGCGCCCAUUAUAUUAUAUAUCAACGUGUGUGUGUUUUAGUUGUAGUCAAUUUGUUAGAUGGUUGAGCCGCCGGGACAAGGUGCCUUUAUAGAUAUUAUAUUAUCUGCUCAGCUUCUUUCUUGCAAUACUUUCUUUAUUUUUAUGUUAAUUUUUAUUUAAAUUACACUACAUUUUUGUUAGUUGAAGAAAGUACGAAUUUACAUCUAAUUCUAUUUUGAUAACAUUUACUUUAAUACGAUUGUGAAUUUCGGCAAAAUGUCGCGGCUGCAGCAAAUUGUCGAGCUUUGGGAACGAGAUCAAGCAUUGACGGAUGAUACGCGUCCAAACGGACAGGGAGCUGACGCAGCUUGCACGUUAUUAACGGACAUCACGCCCCGUGAAGUGGAAUUGAUAUUUGUUUUAUUUGUUUGCUCACGUGUACUGGCUGAAUCAUAAAAUUUUAUACAACAACGAAA